AAAUCGGAGAAGCUUAAAAAAGAACGAAUGACAGACAAUGUAAUCAUUUUGAUCUUGAUAACGGUAAUUGUAGCUGUUGAAGUUACUGGACAAGAACAGGAUGAGGCAGCUAAUGGGGAUGUAGUAGUUGACAACGAUGAGAUUGCAGAGUUUGAAAAUUCUGACAAUGGCGACUCCCAGAAUGGAAAUACCGAGAGUGAAACUUCUGAAAAUGGUGACUCCCAGAAUGGAAAUACCGAGAGUGAAACUUCUGACAAUGGCGACCCCCAGAAUGGAAAUACCGAGAGUGAAACUUCUGAAAAUGGCGACUCCCAGAAUGGAAAUACCGAGAGUGAGACUUCUGACAAUGGUGACUCCCAGAAUGAAAAUACCGAGAGUGAAAUUUCUGAAAAUGGUGACUCCCAGAAUGGAAAUACCGAGAGUGAAACUUCUGACAAUGGUGACUCCCAGAAUGAAAAUUCCGAGAGUGAAACUUCUGAAAAUGGUGAAUCCCAGAAUGAAAAUUCCGAGAGUGAAACUUCUGACAAUGGUGACUCCCAGAAUGAAAAUUCCGAGAGUGAAACUUCUGACAAUGGGGAAUCCCAGAAUGAAAAUACCGAGAGUGAAACUUCUGACAAUGGUGACUCCCAGAAUGGAAAUACCGAGAGUGAAACUUCUGAAAAUGGUGACUCCCAGAAUGGAAAUACCGAGAGUGAAACUUCUGAAAAUGGUGACUCCCAGAAUGGAAAUACCGAGAGUGAAACUUCUGGCAAUGGUGACUCCCAGAAUGGAAAUUCCGAUGCACAUAUAACAGAAGUAAACCAGGAACAACUCAAAGGUACCGACGCAAACAUAUCUUGCAAUGUAACUAAUCUAAGGCAACAACUUGCGGAGGUGAAAUGGAGAGACUCAGAGGGUUACGAAGUAGCGAGCAGUGUGUCCGGAACAUUUGACGGAGUGUCCGGAACAUUUGACGCCUCUUCCUCUUCUCAAACUACCACUCUAUCGGUGGCUGGUGUAGAUAACAUCAAGGAUACUACUUAUAAAUGUCUUGUCAGGACUACAGCAGAUGCGGCGUGGCAGGAGGCUACUGUCCACUUAAAAGUUUUCACUGCCACCCCUACAACCAAAUUGGUUACUACUGCUGUCGAUCAAACACUAAGUUGUACAAUUGGUGACUUGGAUGCAAAUCAUCCGGUCUACGUAACGUGGACAGAACCAGAUGGUGGAGCGGUUUCAAAAUCAAGUAUAGGAGAGUACUACGAAAUCGACGAUGGAGAGGUUGAUAAGGCUGGAAUUCAACAUGCAACUCUUACUAUUAAAGAAGCCAAAAUGAGAGAGUUUUCCGGACAAACCUCCUUCGUUUACACGUGUUCGGUUAGGUCGGUUCAAUACAAUACACUGGAACCUUCACCAUCAUCUGAUAUAGUUGUCUCUGCAGACAUUCUCACACUAAAUGUAGAACCAGUGAGUAGCCAAGUGGAAGACGGCACAGCCACAACAAUCACAACAAUCACAAUAUCUUGUGUAGUAUCCGGUCUCACAAAGGAGCUGGACGGGGUGGGAUGGGUGAGGAGGUGGGAGGGUGUUGAUGUAAAUAUAGAAAACAAAGAUGAGAAUGGCUAUUGGGUUGAUAAGGGUACUUUUGAAGCUGAGGCCGGUCGUCAGAUCACUUCGUUAGAGAUUCCUGUCAGCACUAUUAGAGAUGGUGAUGUGUUCGCUUGUGUCAUACAAUCUGAUGAACAUGGGAAAACAAAAGAAGCUCCCGAACGGAAGGUUGUACAUACGCGGUGUGAGGCAGGUUCCUACAGAUCCAUCUCAAUGACAGUGUGUGAGGAGUGUCCUCCAGGAAAUCAAGCCAACCCCGAACAGACGCAAUGCGACUCCUGUUAUAGAGGUUCGUACAGAGACGACUCGAUGAUGAGGUGUGAGGUGUGUCCACCGGGAACUGAAGCUGAUCAACAACGCUCACAAUGUGAGGCUUGCAGAGAAGGAUUCUACAAGGACAGCACAUACACGGAGUGUGAGGCAUGUCCUACUAAUCAAUUCAGUUUAGAAGGGGCGGAACACUGUACCCCGUGUCCCUCAGGAGCUGUAGUAAACCAAGAGCAGUCGCAGUGUGUGCAGAGUUGCAGUGAAAACCAAUAUCAAUGCCAAGACAAAUCAGGGUGUAUACCCUCUACUAAGAAGUGUGACGGAGUAAAGCACUGUCCUGACAGUUCAGAUGAAACCCCACCCACUUGUAUUGGUGGUGGAACAACAGCUGAAGAAACUUCUCCAGCGUGCCCGCCCCUUCCCCCACCUGACGGUAUCUCCAAACUCACCUGCAGCUCUCCCACCCGGUGUACCUACUCUUGUAUUAACCCCUUACUGAGGUUCUACACAAGUACCUAUACAUUACAGACAGGGCUGGUGUCUGAGAUGGAGGUCACGUGCAACCCAGCUACCUCCCAGUGGUCUCAUAUGGGCUUUUAUAACCCUUUCGGGGUCUUCCCUUCUUGUAGAGAGACUUUCGGAUAUACGCUUUUCUUAGAAUGGACGGGGAGUUUCUCCCCUUCCUCUAUACACGGAGAUGAAGACCCUGACCGACCCUCUCGUUCCACUACAACUUGCCCAACAAACCUCACUGAAACUGUAAGAUCUGCUUUCUAUGGCGUAGAGAAAUUACAAAAAAUCAAGUUCAUGUGUAAAAUCGAAGGUGACGAAUCGGAUGAUCACGAAACUACCAAUUGCUUUUACAUUAGAGAUGGUGGUAAAUGUACAGUUUUGGAUGAUGUAAGUUUACUGCUAACCUUUUUUAUGGGAGUACAGCUUCCCGGAAAUGAAAACAAUAACAAAACUUACAUAACUGUGAUAGGAGAUGCAUUAAACCAGAAAUUUUAUGAUAUUGCGUUUAAUAUAACAGUGGAUGGGACUAAGUUUACAGAUAAUAAUGAUCUGAAUAUGGUCGGUGUGAAAAACGAUUGCAAAUACGGACAUGUAUUGAUGGAUGGGGAAACUCCUUGCGUGCCAUGUGACAGAGGGGAGUUCUACGAUGGGCCCGGGUGUAGCCUGUGUCCUCGAAACCAGUACAACAGUAAUAUUGGUAUGACAGAGUGCGAACCUUGUUCCGGUAGUGACGUCACACCACGGGAGGGAUCUGUAGAGAUAACAAGCUGUGUUCCUCCAACAGAGGUGUGCACGGUGUUGGAGGAGCCGGCCGGCCGCAGAUCACCAACGCCAGGAACCAAAGUCACAACCCAAACACCAGUCCAGACUUUCUGUCAGAAUGGAUAUUCUCUAAAGUACGGAGAAACAGCUGAACGAACGUGCGAGUUUCUGACGCAGACUGACUCUACUCAACAGUGUUUUGAGGUGUGUACCAUUCUAUCUAGCAAGAAUAAAGAUGUGGAAUACUACUAUUACACAAACAGUGCGGGUGAACGUAGAGUGUACCGGAAGGACUAUCUCAUGUAUAACCAAGUAAUACAGGUGCAGGGCACGUGCUUUGGGGCGGGAAUAGGUGAGCUAUUCUGUCAUACUCCUGGAUCAGAGAUAGGUGUGCCAAUAUGUCAAGAUGGGACCAAUGGAACUGUACCUAAAGCCUGUGCCAGUGAGCGAGAGAUCAGUGCAGUAUUUGGUGAUUAUAACUGGCCGGAGACUGAACCUGGUACCAACACUACCCUACCCUGUCAGCACACAGAUGAGUUCAACGCCAAGAAGUUCUGUAGCUCAACUGGUAAAUACAGAGAGACUGACUUCUCUUCCUGCCCCUCUUCUGUGGCUCCAGAGAUUAAUGAUAUUUUUGAGGAAGUUCAAGGAGUCACCACUGAAACCCAAGACGAUAUAUCAGAGAAGAUCAAGGAAACUACAGCAUAUUCUGGUGGACAGAUGAGCUCGCAGGACGUGGAGAAGACAGCUGACAUUAUUGACGACUUCCUGGAUGCCCCUGAUAUAGAGCUGUCCCUCACCACCAUUGACAACCUCAUCAAGACAGUUGACAAUGUUCAGACUAACGCAGAGGAAGAGGAGAUGAGGAAAGAGGGAACGAGCGAUAAGUUCAGGGAAUCUGCUGUGAAGAUUGUGGGGGAAAUCGCUAAGAGGACGGAGGCGACGUUUGUGCCAAUGAAAUCUGUUGGAUUUGCUGUAGCCGAAGUUACAGAGGUUGAUACAAUAAGGUCAGUAACAAAGAAUCUGUUAGUGUUGACUGGUGAGACGAAUGUUAUUGAGGGCAGCAACAACGAGGAAAAGUCAGGAACCAACACCUACUUCAAAGCUGAACUCUCAACAUCUGAGAACGAGGUUGCUACGGCUGUUUACUAUGAGACUGAUAAGUCGUUCCCAUCCACUGCUGUGUCUACAGGGACUACUGCUGAUGAGAGUUUCCAAACAGUCGCUAAGAAACUGGUCGCAGAGACUGGAGAAGUAUCUUUGGUAGCAACAGUUAUAUCUGAUAUCAACAUCGUGGACAGAAGCUCUUCUGCGAUAAUACCUUUGGGAGUGGGUAAAAAAGUUACCAUGAAAUUCCAGAUUAAGGAUGAAACAGAGAAGAAAGUGCACAGUUACACAAGAAGAAAGACUCUGGUAACCAGUAAGCUGAGCUGCAAGUACUAUGACAGUGCGAUUGAGGUGAGAGAUUGGAGUGAGGCAGGUUGUGAGACUGAGACUGAUGAUGCACUGCUGGGAGAGACUGGUGUCACUUGCUCGUGUGAUCAUCUCACUAGUUUUGCAGUUCUCAUGUCGUUCACGAAGGAGGAGAACGAUCUAGAGGAGCUGGUAUCGCACAUUCUGCUCGGGAUCAGCCUCUUCUGUCUGCUCCUAACUCUUGCUGCCAUCCUUCCGAACAAGAAAUCCUUGAAAAUGAAGUCUGUUCGUGUAAAUCUUAUGCUGAUUAUAGCUCUGAUUUUCUCUAUCGUCUGUUUCUUCUUGAUGGACCUAUUCGUGGAGACGGAAGAUGACAUUGAGCCUAGUAUCCCCUGCUCCAUUAUCGCAUUUCUGUUGAACUAUUUCUGGCUGUGUCAACUGAGCUGGAUGAUAGUAGAAGCUGCUACCAUGUACCUGGCUCUAGUCAAAGUGUUCGGAACCUACAUCAGUAGGGCGAUGCUGAAGUACAGUUUGGUAGGGUGGGGAGCUCCUCUUGUAUUCCCGCUGAUUGCUGUUGCUUGGGGGAGGGCGGAGUUCGCUGAUCCUAAGACGUGUUUUAUAAAGUACCCCUACGGACUAGCCACGUUCUACGCCCCUGUAGUGUUGGGAGUCCUGGUUAACUGGGUGCUGUUCUUCUUUAUAGUACGGGUUAUCUUGGUAGCCAGCAAGAAUAAGGCUCAGAAAAUGGGUGAUUCCAAUGUCAAGAUGAGACAAAAGCAGCUACAGUCGGCUCUGGCAGUAUCUACUCUACUAGGCUUGAGUUGGAUUAUUGGCUCUUUCCUCCUGGUGGAUAACAGGAACUACAGUACAAUAAACAUAGCGCUUAGGUGGCUCUUUACACUUCUCAAUGCCCCUCAGGGGAUCUUCAUAUUUCUCUUCUACGUUGUUCUUAAAGAGGACACACGAAACUUCUGGUUGCAAAAGUUCAAACGGCAGAAGAAGAAGGUUCCAGGAAUAUCGUACACUGGUGUAGACUCAAAAGGUCAGAAGAAGAAAGACAUCAACAGCACCACAGCAAUAUCCCAGGUUGUUUCCAACCAGUCGGUGAUGAACACCCAACUCAGUAUAACACCUAACAUAACACCUUAUACAACACCCCAGAAUACACCUCUCCUAACACCUCGUCACGUGACUAAACCUGUUGUUAAUAAUACUGACACUGCUAGUGCUCUCAGCGUGGAAAUUCAUAUUCCUGUCUCCAGUUCAAAACAUUUGGUAGAUAGUGAUCCCCCCGAUGGACGUAUUGGUAAAGUUGGUAAUUUAGAAGUAGAGUCAAAACUUUCGGGUGAUGAAGUGUCGAGGACAAGUAGUGAUCAAGUUGAAGAUGAGAGGAUUUAUUUUGAUCCCGACGAAAUUAAUUUGGAGUCAGAGGAGGUUAAGAUAGAAAUGGAGCAUUCAUUCCCUGAUAAUACUGAAGUCGUUGACAUUGAUAUAAAUGUGAAUAAAGGCUUACCCGCAGAAAAUGAAUACACCAUUAAUCUUUCAAUCGGGGACAGUAACACCAUAGAAAAUGUUUCGAUUGAAGGCAGUGAAUCUAAAGAUGUUUCAUCCUCGCAAAAAAGUGAAUCAGUAGAAAAUGUAUCUUCUUUGGUUAGUGAAUCAAAAGAAGAUACACCUUCUAUAGUCAGUGAAUCAGAAGAAAACGUACCUUCCCUACCCAGUAAAUCAGAAGAAGAUUUAUUUUCUAUGGAUAACGAAUCAGUAGAAGAUGUAACUUCAAGGGGUAUUGUAUUUAUAGAAUAUGAACCUUCUAUAGAAAUAGAAACAGAAAAAAAUGCACCUACUAUUAUAGAUAGUGACUCAAUAGAAAAUGCACCCUCUUUAGAAAAUGUAUCAAUAGAAGAUGAACCUGUUGUGGAUAAUGAAUCCUCUAUAGAACCAGAACCAGAGUUUAGCCAUCCAGCACUAGAUACCGAACCUAACAUCCCAUUAAAAAGACCCCGUGGGUUUAAAAGCCGAGUAGUGCAAGUUGUUGCUGCAAUGCUUUUUAAGUCGGGAAAAGAACGAAAGAGUGUUAAAGAUAAACCUAGCUGGAUUAGUUUAAACAAAGCCAGAAAGGACGACGCUGAAGAGGCUGAAGACAAAGAAGAUGAUUACCAUGGUCUCAGACUAAACAAAUUCGGGAACUUCAAUGAGGUAACGAUAAUGGAAGAGAAAGAUAAGACAAUAGAACGGAAACUAAAGUCACAAUUGAAGAGAGUAGAAAGUGGUCAACCCGUUAUAGUAGAGGAAGAUCAGUACGAAGCACCCAAACUAAAACAGGUUACCCCACUUGAGGAGACAGAAGAAACUAUAGAAUUGAACGAAUUAGAAAACAAGUUGGAAAAGCAACUCGAGAGGAUUGAUAGUGAAAAACAUCCUGGAGAUAAUAUUCUGGACGAUUCAGAAAAAUUCGAUCAUAAAGGUGAACGGCUGGAAACAGAGGAGUUGUCUAGCAAGCUGGAGGAACAGUUAAAAAAGAUUGAACUUGGAGAGGAUGGACUCCUUGAUAUAUCUCAAUCGGACGAGGAAAAACACAAUCACAAAGGCGAACAGCUGGAAUCUGAGGAGUUAGAAACCAAGCUGAAAGAGCGAUUAAAGAAGAUUAAUAGCGGCGAAUUUCUUGAUACAUAGAUUAUUAAAAAUAUAUAUCUCGCUGUGUAAGAUGGACAUCGCAAUGCGCGUUUCACCUGAUUUUAACUGAUUGAGGAACCUCCAAGUGUAUGUACGGAUAGCCGGAUACACUGUACACCCUAAACAACUGUUUACUAUAAUUUUCUCUCCGUUGAUCACGGACUUUUGUUAUAAGCGGAUUUUAAACCAGAAUAAAGAUCUGAUUGUAAUUUUGAGCUUUCUUAUAAUACACUUUGAUAUUAUCAUUUAUUUGUCGCAUGCUCACUUGAAAUGAUCUUUCUUUUAAGACUUUUUGGUUUUUUAAUAUUAGAUUCAUGUAACUGAUAAUAAAUGUUAACGAAGUAUUGCCAUUUUUAAAGACUUAUUCAAUGAUUAUAAUGAGUUAAAUUGUCUUUGACAUUUUUAUCAUUAUAGCAAA
Bolinopsis microptera is the source of this 7633-nucleotide messenger RNA. RefSeq lists its product as uncharacterized. The transcript has 35 exons. Gene Ontology annotation, biological process: G protein-coupled receptor signaling pathway; cell surface receptor signaling pathway. The record is from RefSeq and is a predicted model, not a curated record. Gene Ontology annotation, molecular function: G protein-coupled receptor activity; protein binding. Bases 28 to 7215 code for a protein of 2395 amino acids. NCBI's taxonomy places the organism in Eukaryota, Metazoa, Ctenophora, Tentaculata, Lobata, Bolinopsidae. Gene Ontology annotation, cellular component: membrane.